AUGCAAAUGGUUUUCUUGCUGGUCCAGAACCUCCAGAUAGCAGAGAGUAUCUCGCCUGACGACAUUGCUACUGAAUUUGCGGCUCUCAAAGAGUUGAAGAGGACCGAAGAAGAUGAGAGCUUUGACAAAGUUGAAGUGCUCGAGGGAAAUGGUGUUGAUUUUGGCGAGUUGUAUCCGGUCGAACAAGGAAUAAUUCCACAGGCCAUUCUAGUUGAGAGUUUUGCCGCGGCAAUCUCGGAUAAUAGGGGAACUCACACCUGGGAGCUUACGGUUUAUGCUUAUCCGUGCUUGAGCUUACACCCCCCAAUACUAUCUGAUUUGUAUAUGGGUAUAAACAAACCAAAAUACAUUACAUGCGCUGCCGCGUCCAGUAUAGUCGGUGAGCGCUGUGACCGCCAAUGUCGAGCGUUCUGCCAGUGGAUUAUUGAUCGUCCGAGUCUCGUUAGCGUCAUGAGAAAGAAGGACCCUACACCCCCUCCUAUUCCCGAUGUCCACUGGUCCGUGGAUAUGACAUGGACCUUGCUGUCAGAGGUCGAGAAAGACGAGAACAGGCUUGUUUUACUGGGGAAGCGGGACAAGAAGGAAGAUAUUCUGGACAAGUCCCCUGGCUGUAUACCCUUCCAAUUUUUCAACUCUCUUCAAUACACUCGUUCACCAUGUGACUCCUUUUACACUUGCUUUUAUGCUUUUAUGGUUAGUUUUAAUGCUAGUUCACAGAUGUUUAGAUUUAGUUUAAUUAGUUACAUCUGUUGAAAUGCUAGUAGUUCUUCGACCAGGAGCACCGCAGCCUCUUUGGGGGAUAAUUCUGGAUUUGCCAGGUUACGGAGAACCAUUGUCAACAUAUAUGCGUGUAGAUACUGCUCAGUGCUCAUGGAGAGAAAUUUGUGCCAUCUUCGCUUGCAAGUUGUUAAUUG
Messenger RNA from Suillus subalutaceus, 914 nucleotides. RefSeq lists its product as uncharacterized. The coding region runs from base 1 to 753 and encodes 250 amino acids. The record is from RefSeq and is a predicted model, not a curated record. The transcript is spliced from 4 exons. Lineage: Eukaryota; Fungi; Basidiomycota; Agaricomycetes; Boletales; Suillaceae.